GAUGAAGCCAAAAACUAUUUGUAUGAAGAGUUAUGGAAGUUGUGUGGUGGACCUUUGUUUGAUCUUCCAAAAAUUAGAGAAAACGUAUAUUACUUUCCUCAAAGGCAUAUAAAAUAUAUUGACUUGGGUGAAAUAACACCAAUUUUUGACAUUUCUUCAAAAUUUCGAUGCAAUGAUAUUGAUAUUCAAUUUAAGGUGGAGAAUGAUAUUUUGGAUGUUUAUACAAAAAUUAGCUUGUUGCCAGAUACAUCAGAAAGUGAAAUUUCUAUACUUAAUGGCAAUCAAGAAAAUCAGAAAAUCUACUAUUUCACCAAAGUUUUAAGUGUGCCAUAUAUACACCAAAAAGACAUAUUUUUACAACUGGUUAACAUUCACGACAGCAAAAAAAUUGGUCAUGGGAGACUAGGAGAGAAUGGGGAGUCACGAGUUGGAAUACAAAGAACAGUUCAUCAACAAGACAAUAUACCUUCAUCGUUAAUUUCAAAACAAAGUAUGCACCAUGGAAUCAUUGUUUCUGCAAUAAAUGCUAUUAAUACCAAAUCCACGUUCAAUUCAAGCCAAUUCAUCAUCAAUAUUGAUAAAUAUAUUGACGCAAUGAACAAUAAGUUUAAAAUUAUAAGCAAUACAAAUUGUUCCUCUCAUUGGAGAGAUUCUGACUGGCGAAGCUUAGAACUGAAAUGGGAUGUGGCUGCAUCGAUUCCAAGACCUGAUAAGGUUUCCCCAUGGGAAAUUGAGCCUUUGACAUCUUCAUCAAACAUUAUCCAAUCGCAUCUUAAGGAUAAACGAUCACGUCAUGUUGAUGAAAUUGAUAUGUGGAUUCCUAAUCCUACCCUGACUCAA
Molecule: messenger RNA, 840 nt
Organism: Thlaspi arvense
Lineage: Eukaryota; Viridiplantae; Streptophyta; Magnoliopsida; Brassicales; Brassicaceae
Source: the annotation of a GenBank genome assembly